UAGAUAAAAUAUGAAAAAUUGAGAGCAUUGGCGAAAAAAUGUUGGCGGGAGGAGAAAGAACAAACAGAGCACUGAUAAAGGCCGAAGAAGAGAGAAAUUCGAAUAGACGAUCAAGCGAUGUGCUUUCAGUUUAUCUUUUCGCUUACAGAUGAAUCGUCCCUCUCCCCCCUUCUACUGAAUUGAUUUGGAAAGUAUAUGCAAUUUUAGGGCCAAGAGUACUGAAACUUGCUGCUGUGUUUGUUGAAACAAUUGAAUGAAUGUCGAAUUAUUUCGAAUUAUGGUUUUAGCCGUUUAGGUGAUGUUCUUCUAGCUGUGUGUAGUGUGUUGUUAUGUCGACUCUUUUCGUGUCAGUCGUCAAUUAGGGUUUCUAUUUUUGUUUUAGGUAAUGGUGACAUUGGAACAAGAAGUUGAUAGCCAUUGAUUAUUAGAACAAAGAUCAAAAUUAAUUGAGAGAGUUUAUAGCAAAAUUGUGGAGUGUUAUGAAGACAGUUUUAUAAAGUAAUUGGUCUGAAUUAUAAUCUGUUCAAAUUGAUAGUACUUUAUUUUCUAAGUCUUGCACAGGUUUGAAUUAUUAAGAUUUGAUAAGCUUCAAUCUACUAUAGUUGUUGCUCAUUAUUACGAAGUAUGCUCUACCAGAGUGCUAAGCAGAAGAUUGAUUAUGUUGGCUCUAGAAGUAGACAAUUCAAACACCAAAACACGCUACAUGCUGUCCAAGCAGCACCUGAAAUGCCAUGUUCCUAGGCAAUGCAAAGCAGUGUGAGUUAUGUUAUGAUGUUGAUCAAAUGCAAUUCUGUUUAUUGCAAUUGUUUUCAUAAUCAUGCUACUGGAAUACUUGGUUUUAUUGUUUUCAUCUACUGCGAGUGAACAAAAUACCGUGGCAUCAUGCCAGUAAGGUAGCAUUCAAAAUCCCUUGAUGUUGCUCCUGUCUUGUCUCUUUCUGAGUUGAUACAUCGGUCCCUUACCACGAUUUUAAGAUCUUAUAGUCAAGUAGUCAACCACCUCAAUUGACGGAUAUGAACUGCGUUUUACCACAAGUUAUCUGUUUUGAAUUUUAUUUCUGUUAGGAGAGCAGCUUUGCUUGUGGAAGCUGCUAUUGUGCACUGUAAAGUUAUCUGUUUUGAAUUUUAUUUCUGUUAGGGGAGCAGCUUUGCUUGUGGAAGCUGCUAUUGUGCACUGUAUGAGAUAGCAUUGAUAUCUGAGGAGUUAUUUACUGCGAGUGUUGAAGCACUAACACUUUUAUGCCAAUUAACUAUGUGCAGAUAUUCAAUGAGUUCAAACUUCAAACCUUGUAAACCUGAUUAACCGAACCUUUAUAAAGGAGUUAUUCAAAACCAAUUGUUCAUGAAAUCAUGGAAAUAUUACAACUAACUUUGAUACUUCAGGUCAGGCUGGUAAAAAUUCGUGUAUUUUCUGUUACGAUUUCUUAUUUGUGUUAGAUUAAUGUUUUUUCUUCUUUUUUUUGCGUCUUAUAUAUGUCAAAUCAUGAUAGUUGAGUUUCUUGGCAAGUUUGCUAAAGCUGUAAAGCUGAAAUGGAAAUCUGGCUUGCCUAUCAUUGGUUUUAGACAGGUAUGUUUUUUCCCUUAGUAUGCUCUUGCUUGGUUCCCUGUUUCUUCCCGUAUUUAUUUCAUACAUUAGCUAACCGGUUGAGAAAAAAUUGCAUUAACAAGAUAAGGGGUAAUAAGAUAAGAUAAGUUCAGUGCCAAUAAAAAUAGAUAAGAUAAUAUAAGUGAAAUUCAGGUGAAGAGAGCGGUACCUUAGUCGGCAUUGUCAAAUGCUGUUCAUGUUAGUAAUAAAAUGUAGUGUGAUGAUGUCAAGGUAUAACAGUGGCAUUACAUCAUCAGUUGGCCUAGUUUAGAGAUUCUUGUAACUUGUCAACUUCCUCAUAUUUGAAUACUUUAAUUUAAUUAUUUUCAAAAUCUAUAAAAGAGGAAAACCAAUUUUUUAGCUUCUGAGUAAAAUAUUAAGCAUUAACUUGGUCACUUACUGACUUUUACAUUGCUUGAAGUUCUGAAUGCAAUUAUUUUAUGUUUUUUUGGACUUGGUUGUUCAUAUUCAACUUGUUCACAUGCAGCAACAUGUUAAUAAAGUUACUCUAAUUAGUAGCUAAGACUUAAGAGAUCCUUCAAAUACUCCGUAUUAAACAAGGACUUCAUCACUGAUUUGACUUCUUAAGAUUCACAUAUAGAAAUGCAAUUAAGUUACUACUUGCACUUAUUAAAAUUAAGCUAUUACGCUGCGUUUAAUCUGUUAUCCAUUAUCAUUAUAGUUUUUAUGUAGUUUAAGUAGAGUGGAAAAAAAGGAAUUAGUAAUUUAAUGAGUGAGUGAAUGAGUGAUUACUCAGUUUCUUACAAAAAUCAACUCUAUGUAAGAUAAUUUUCCGAUCAAUCCUUCGAUCUACCAUCAUAUCAAAAGUCAAAAGAUGUUGAGGAAUAAAUCUGUUUCUCUGCAUUUUGAGUAUUUGUCAAGAUCUUCCUUUACCUAUGCUAGGCAAUUGUGUUCAAAAGCUCUGUUAGCUGAAGAGCACUAUGUCGCAGGCAGCAGUACAAACUCGAGUGGCUGUUUGGAAGAGAAAAUGAAGGCAAUGCAACAAGAACAACAACAACAGCAACUUUCGCUACACAGUAGCAGAAGCAGCAUAUACCACGUCCCAGCAAAAUUGCGCAAGAUUGACCCAAAAGCUUACGAGCCUCACUUCAUAUCCAUCGGUCCCUACCAUCACGGCUCGCCUAACUUGCAGGACUCAGAAAAGUUCAAGUUGCAAUCUUUGAACCGCCUAGUUGGCCUAGGCAAGCAAAAAUUGGCUGCUGAUAUCAACGCUAUAGAGCUUGAAGCCCGUGAAUGUUACUCAGAUGAUGUAAAAUUAAGCAGGGAGGAGUUUGUGUACAUGAUGCUCCUUGAUGGGUGCUUCAUUGUUGAUCUCUUCAAAGAGCUAAACCAGAAGAAUUUUGUGUGUUCGAAUUCAUCCCUCCUUUCCAAGAGGUGGAUGUUGCCUGUUGUUCGUCGUGAUCUCAUAACUCUUGAGAAUCAACUCCCUAUGAUAGUCCUGAAGAAGAUAUUUGAUGCAACUAGGACAAACUCAACAGAGGAGGGUUCGUUAGAAGAGCUAGCUCUACGUUUCUUUGAUCCACUGAUGCCUAGAGAAGAAGAUGUACUACAACAAAGCAUCACAUCAGUCAAUGGGAAUCAUCAAAAGUUUCAGCACCUGCUUGACAUCUUCCAUUCUAGUAUCACACUUGGGAAUAAAGUUAAACGAAGCAAGGAGCCUCACAUGUACCGUUCAGUAGCCGAACUGAAAGAAGCAGGCAUCAAAGUGCGCGUUUUGGGUAACACUCAACCGUUAGAGCUGAGGUUUGAGAGAGAAGUGCUGAGGAUGCCGAGUUUACUGAUUGACAAUCACACAGCUAGCGUCUUCAGGAAUAUCGUGGCCUAUGAGCAAUGCCACCGUGAGUGCAAACCAGACAUGACUACAUAUCUGUUUUUCCUAGACAAGCUCAUUAACUCGGCUGAAGACGUAGGGCUUCUCCACUACGAAGGGGUGAUACAACACACCUUAGGUAGCAACAAACAGGUGGCUAAGCUUGUCAACAAUCUAUGUGUCGAAGUGGAACAUGAUGGUCAAGAGUCUUACUUGUGUGAGGUGGUGGAACGUCUUAAUUUCUAUUCUGAUCGUUGGUUUAGUAAGGUCAAGGCUAGACUGAAACACGAUUAUUUUAGCAACCUGUGGGUUGGUAUCUCGACGUUGGCUGCUCUGUUCUUGAUUUACCUCACACUACUGCAGGCGAGCUGCGAUGCUAUUGAGGCUCAGGAGAAGGAACAACGCUUGAAGAAUAAAGAGGGAGCGUGGGUUAGAGUUAACUCUCUCCUUGUUCAUCCUGUUGAAGGGCUUAAACAAAUGGUUGGGUCUGGUCUUAGAUUCAUAGCUAGGGGCGGCAUUGAACCAGAAGACCCUCCACCAUGGUAAGCCUCAGACGUGCUUUCGAAUUCGUUAUGAAACCAUGUGUUUUAGAGCUGAACUAUUACUUGGUGGGGGAAAAAAAAUUCUCUUUACUUUGUUUCUCAUAUAUUUUUUUAGUCUCCCCACCGGCCACCGCAACCUGUGAAUAUCCCAACUCCCAAGUAGGUUGAUGUAGCCCAUAUUCUUGUUAGAGGUUAUUCUAGAAAAAUCUACAUGAAUGAAAAAUCAAGUGAUGGUGUAUCUAGAAGCAUCUAGGACAUGUGAUGUGGAAUAUUAAAUAAGUGUAGAAAAAUCUAGAUGAUGAAGGGAGUAGAAAAAUCUAGAAACCAUAAUACAACAACUAUAAAUAGGUUGUAUGUGCAUAAGUUUAGGGUGAGUCAAUCAAGAGAGCUCCACAUAUAUGAGGGGUAGAAAUAAGGUUCUACCAAAAAGAUAAGUGAGAGACACGAGCUCUCGCAAAUAUUGUUGUACAAUUCUUAUCAAUAUAAUCAAUGAUAAAAAUACAAUUUUGUUAUAUAA
Messenger RNA from Spinacia oleracea (spinach), 4474 nucleotides. RefSeq names its product UPF0481 protein At3g47200-like. The transcript has 3 exons. The record is from RefSeq and is a predicted model, not a curated record. NCBI's taxonomy places the organism in Eukaryota, Viridiplantae, Streptophyta, Magnoliopsida, Caryophyllales, Amaranthaceae. The coding region runs from base 2420 to 3961 and encodes 513 amino acids.